Messenger RNA from Oncorhynchus tshawytscha (Chinook salmon), 4961 nucleotides. RefSeq names its product BCAR1 scaffold protein, Cas family member (gene bcar1). Lineage: Eukaryota; Metazoa; Chordata; Actinopteri; Salmoniformes; Salmonidae. Bases 499 to 3246 code for a protein of 915 amino acids. Gene Ontology annotation, biological process: cell surface receptor protein tyrosine kinase signaling pathway; cell migration. Gene Ontology annotation, cellular component: plasma membrane; cytoplasm; focal adhesion. The record is from RefSeq and is a predicted model, not a curated record. Gene Ontology annotation, molecular function: protein binding. The transcript has 7 exons.
AGCGCAGCGGUCUUUCGUGCAGCAGCAGUGAUACACGCAGCAGGCGCAAGACUGGAGACAAUCUUUUUUUCAUUCUGUUUGACACUGAACGCAAAGUUGCGAUUUAAAAAAUUAUAUUUUACAUUGGAUUAUUGGGAAAAUUAACGAAACGUGUGACAUAGAAGAACAAGAGGAGAGUGUUUACGGUGUGUUGGAGACGGGAGCUCUGGACGUUCAUGAGCUGGACUGCGCCGCAUUUGGUGGGCUGCUCCUAGCUUGGAAAAUCCCACCAUAUCCCUGACAUUUAUUCCCAACUCAACUGGAACGGAGAACUGACACUGAUGUAGAUGCAUUUUAAAGGAAAAACAUGGAAUAAAGGCUGACAUCGAAGGCGUCCUGAAGAAAAUAGCUUUUUUUGCUGUUGUUGAAAAAGUAGCCUACAGCUUCUUAAUUAAAUAACCUAUACAUUUUGUUUGUAGUCAAAUAGAGGCAUAGCCUACUCUAACAACACAUCACAAGAUGUCUGUUCCGAACAUUCUGGCUAAGGCCCUGUACGACAAUGUGGCUGAGUCUCCAGACGAGCUGUCCUUCCGGAAAGGUGACAUCAUGACGGUACUGGAGCGGGACACCCAGGGUCUGGAUGGCUGGUGGCUCUGCUCUCUGCAUGGACGCCAGGGCAUCGUCCCUGGAAACCGCCUCAAGAUCCUGGUGGGCAUGUAUGACAAGGCUGGGCAGCAGCAGUCUCCUCUCCCCCAUGCCUCCCAACCUGGCCCUGCCCAGAGCCCGAGCCAGCUGGCCUUCCCCCCGCAGAGUGCCUACUGCAAGCCCUCCCCCUCCUCCCAGUACACAGCCAUGCACCCUGCCUUCUCCAACCCUGGGCCUGUCCCCGCCCUACCUGACAGCAUCUACAUGAUGCCCCCCAACCAUGGCAAGCCUUCUUCUUCAAGCCUGUACCAGAUACCCAUGGGCCCCCAAGCCCCACCCAAGGCCCCCAUGCUCUCCCAGAAGAAGUUCCACGCUCCUGUUCAGGACAUCUAUCAGGUGCCUCCCUCAGCAGGAGGGCCUGGACCUGGGCAGGAUAUCUACCAGGUUCCCCCCUCACUGAACCAGACUCAGGACAUCUACCAGAUCCCCCCCUCCAUAGAGAAGAGGAGCUGGGACUCCUCCAAACCUCUAGGAAAGGUGGUGGUACCAACGCGGGUGGGUCAGGUAUAUGUGUAUGACACAGGGAAGUCAGAGCAGGAUGAGUAUGACGUCCCCCCCAGACACCUGCCUCCAUCCCAGCAGUCCCAGGACAUCUAUGACGUUCCCCCGACCCACGGCCAAUACAACCAGCAGGUGUAUGACACGCCACCCAUGGUGGUGAAAGGCCCCCCCAGUGGCCAAGACGUCUAUGACACGCCCCCCAGUGUGGACAAGAGCCAGCUGUUCUCCCAGCAAACGGUUUACGACUUCCCCCCCUCCGUCAGUAAGGAUGUUCCAGACGCUCCUAUCAGGGAGGAGACCUAUGAUGUCCCCCCCCACUUUGCCAAGCUGAAGAGUCUGGAGAGCCAGAGCCAGGGCUAUCUGAUCCCCGGGGGGCCUGAGCCCCCCAUCCCUGAAGAUGUGUACGAUGUCCCUCCCCCUCCCCUCACCGGCAAGCGCCACCCGGACGCCUAUCACGUCCCCCUGGGCCAGGAGAUCUACGACAUCCCUGCCAGUCUGAGGAAGGGCGGACACCAUAACCCCCAGGAUGUGUACGAUUUCCCACGCGAGCGGCCUGCGUGCGAGGACUCCAUCUAUGACGUCCCUCCUCAGGUGGUGAGAGACGCGGGUGCCACAGAGGAGAUGACUGUCAGCUUCAAACGCCUGUCUGCCUCCAGCACGGGCAGCACCCGCAGCAACCUGUCCACCUCCUCUCUGGACAUGGUGCCAGUCAGGGAGUCGGCGGUGCCCAGCCAGGCCGGCCCGGGGAAGCUGUUGAUCCUAGACCUGGAGCAGGCCAUGGAGCGCCUCUCCCACCUACAGCAGGAGGUGGAGGGCUCCGUCUCCCUCCUCAUGUCUUUCAUCAGUGGGAACUGGCGCAGCCCCACCCAGAUGGAGGCCAACCUGCCAGCCAUCCGGAAGGCGGUGGACAGGAUGAGGGUGGCCGUCAGGGACCUGCUGGAGUUUGCACGGGGGGCCGUGGCCAACUCUGCCCAGGCCACUGACCGCACGCUGCAGGCCAAGCUGGGCAAGCAGGUGCAGAAGAUGGAGGAAGCCUUCCAGGGCCUGGUCAAGUACAGCCAGGCUCUGGACGCUGUGGGCUGGGCCCCCUCUGCUCAAAUGGCACCCUUAGCAGGCAAUGGUGGGGAUGACCUGGACCGGCUGAUCAUGUGUGCCAGGGGCGUGCCCGACGACACUAAACAGCUGGCUUCCUUUCUCCAUGGCAACGCCUCGCUGCUCUUUAAAAGGACAAACAAGCAGCAGCAGCUUCCUCUUCCCCACGUCCCCCACACUGCUGACCUCAUGGGUCAGAUGACCAACAACAACAUCUCAGCUUAUCAGACAGGAGACGGCAGGGCCAACAUCCAGUCCCGGCCACUGCCGUCCCCGCCCAAGUUCACGGCCGAGGAGGAGACCCAUGACCGGCCCUACGAGACUACAGAGGAGGGCUGGAUGGAGGACUAUGACUAUGUGCAUUUACAGGGUAAGGAAGAGUUUGAGAAGAAUCAGAGGCAAUUAUUAGAGAAAGGGACCAGACACAACAAAACCACACUGGAACGGCAGCAGCAGCUGAAACAGUUUGAGCGACUGGAGCAGGAAGUCAGCCAGCCAAUCAACAAUGACAUCUCAGGCUGGACCCCGCCUCCGCACUAUCCAGCGGCCCAGCGGAGCAAGCUGAGCAUGGGCGACCGACAGCUGCUGCUCUUCUACUCGGAGCAGUGUGAGGCUAACGUCACCACCCUCACCAACGCCAUCGACGCCUUCUACUCCUCCAUCAACAACAACCAGCCGCCCAAGAUAUUUGUGGCUCACAGCAAAUUUGUCAUCCUCAGCGCACACAAGCUGGUGUUCAUCGGGGACACGCUCUCUCGGCAGGCCAAGUCCCCAGAGGUGCGGGCGCAUGUGGCCCAGCACAGUAAUGCUCUGUGUGACAAACUCAAGGACAUUGUGGUGAGCACCAAGACUGCAGCGCUGCAGUAUCCUUCCCCCGGUGCGGCGCGAGACAUGACGGAGAGGGUGAGGGAGCUGGCCGGCUGCACACAGCAGUUCCGCAUGGCUCUGGGCCAGCUGGUGGCCAUGUGAACCUCCGGUCCUGAGACACUGACAUGGGGAGUCCACACUGGGACACACAGCACCCACACACCCAGUGGGCCACUAUCACAGACACAUGGACCCUUCAUCCUCCUCUUGUGCUUUUUAUUUUUUAAAAGGACAACUAUCUGACUGGGCUGGGCCAUAGGUUGUAAAUUAAUCAUUGUAAAUAUUUAAGUUACUAUUAGCCAGAAAGAAAAUGUACUUCCACUAUAUAUAUAUGUUUUUGAGACCUUCUGGAAAAACUCAACAGGAUGUAGUUUUUAGGCAAUGUCCAUUAUUAUUAUUAUUGCUAAACUGUAAUUAUUGCUCUGAUUAUUAUAAUUGUUAUCAUUAUUGUUAUAAUACGUUGAUUAAGGAUGUUUACAUUUCAAACAAAAUGUAUGUAGUACUUAAUGCUGUUUUUCAUCCUAGAUUAUCAAUAAUGGUGGAUUUUGUAAAAGUCAUGUACUUGGGCGGCUGGUGGAGGAUAUGUUGACAGAAAAUAAAUAGCUUUCCUUAGAGCUGUCAAAGGAGGCUAGGCAUCGUGUUGUGAGUGCAAGGCAUUCUGGGUAGGACCUGGGAGGGAGAGGUUUCCAUGACAGACAGUUAAUAAAGUUCUCACUGCUGUCAUGGGACAGGAUUCAUUUGAGUAGCUCUACAUGCUAAUUAAAAUGUCCCAAUUAGAAUACUGUAUUUUAGUACCAUCUCUUCCUUUGAGAUUGAAGGAAGAAUGAAAAUAAUUUUAUGGUCAGCAUUUCUACUUCCCUUGUUCGUCAAAAGCACAAAGCUUUAUGCGUCUGUCUGCUGCCACUAGAGUGCUAGUAUUCACCACACUCUCCCAGACUCUCCUAGGCCUGCAUUCUCUGUGGUCUAUAGGGUUGGUUUGGACUCUUGUGACUCUGUUCUAGAAGUCUGUUCUAGAAGUCUCCUGUGCUCCAUAACAGGCUCUCUGCUCACCUCCCAGAGGUGGAACUCUGCCUCUCCUCCCCCUAGCACUUCCUGGACAGCACUGCUGCACCCUGCAGGCCAGGGGAACCUGUAAUGGUUAGGUGUACUGUUUGUGAGGAUAUAAUUGGUGUGAAAACUGCAUUUGUUUUCAUUAGCAUGCACUCAACCCCCUUGUAAAUUGAUGAGCAUAUUACGGAGUGGUUGUUUAUGAGCUCCGCCUCUGCUUUUUACCAAAUGGAUGUACACACACACACACACACACACACACACACACACACACACACACACACACACACACACACACACACACACACACACACACACACACACACACACACACACACACACACACACACACACACACACACACACACACACACACACACACACACACACACACACGCGUAAGAUAUUGACGGUAAUAUCUGUUAGCCUAACAUGAACCAUUCUUGACACUAUUCAUAUCACAUUGCCGCAGCUGUAUCAUAUCCCACUUCAAUAGCUGUACCAGAGGGAUGUGAGUUAGCUUGGCCAGGGGGUGUGUUUUACUAUUUCUUCAGUCCUGGAGAAAUCUCCAAACAAAGCAGAGGAAUCUGCUAACACUCUAGUUUCCAUUGACCUGUUUUCUAAAAACCUGACUGGUUGUAUUCUAAGUAUCAGAUUAUGUCAGAGGGUGAAGUUCAAUGCAACAUAUUGUAUUAUAAAGCACUGCAACAUGUUGUUGUGGAUAUAGUUGAAACCCCUAUGAAGUAAAAAAAUAAUACAUCGAAAACUAA